Penicillium odoratum is the source of this 1377-nucleotide messenger RNA. RefSeq names its product cytochrome P450. The record is from RefSeq and is a predicted model, not a curated record. The coding region runs from base 1 to 1377 and encodes 458 amino acids. Lineage: Eukaryota; Fungi; Ascomycota; Eurotiomycetes; Eurotiales; Aspergillaceae. The transcript has 3 exons. Gene Ontology annotation, molecular function: iron ion binding; heme binding; monooxygenase activity.
AUGGCGGCAACACGUAUUCCCAAUGUGCGCAUGGUGUCAUCCGGUAUGGCCCAUCGAGUAAUGACAGAUUUACAUGAGAAAUACGGUCCUGUUGUUCGAAUCGGCCCUAACGAGCUCUCAUUUGUCACCAAUGGUGAUGCCUGGAAGCCUAUUUACGGCACUCGACCAGGUCACGGCCAAAAGGCAAAGGAUCAAGACUUCUAUCAUCUUGACAUCGACGGUUGCUCAAACAUCGUCUCCGCCAACGACGUCGAUCAUACCCGCUUCCGUCGCGCGCUAUCUCAUGCUUUCUCAGAUAGCUCCCUGCGUGGACAAGAGCCUAUAAUUCAGGGCUAUAUCGAUCUACUCAUGCAGCGUUUACGAGAGAUCUCACACGGCGGCACUACGCCCGUCAAUAUCGUCAACUGGUUUAAUUUCACCACAUUUGACAUCAUCGGAGAUCUGUCAUUCGGUGAGCCAUUUGAUUGUCUUGCGAACUCGGAUUAUCACCCUUGGGUCAGAAUGAUCUUCGAAGGUGUCAAGGCUGGAGCUAUAAUUGGCGCUAUGUACCGCGUACCUUACCUGAAGCCGCUUGCAAAUCUGCUUACUCCGAAAUCACUUAUCGAGUCUCAGCUGGAUCAUCGAAGAUUGACAAAGGAAAAGACACAAAUCAGGAUGGGGAAAACCAAUGAGCGACCUGAUUUCUUUGCGAACAUUCUCAAACAGAAGGAUCCGUCGAAGGCAUUCAGUGAGGGCGAGCUUUACUCGAAUGCAAACGUGUUGAUCAUCGCUGGCUCGGAAACUACUGCUACGUUGCUCUCGGGAGUAACGUAUCUCCUUUUGAAAAACCCCCAUACACUAGCCAAGCUAAAGGCGGAGGUCCGUGGAGCGUUCAAGUCGGAUGCGGAGGUCAAUCUGGAACUAUGUAAUCAACUUCCUUAUCUGCAGGCUUGCUUGACUGAGGGUUUGAGACUGUAUCCACCUGUUGCCAUUGGUUUACCUCGUAUUAUGGAUGCACAAGGUGACACUGUGGAAGGCAACUGGGUACCAGGAGGUGUAAUUGUCUCAAUUUCUCAUGCGGCUACGUAUGCCUCCGAGAAUAAUUUCAAGGAUGCGAAACAUUUCAUCCCUGAGCGCCAUCUUGAUGAUCCUCGAUUCGCAUCCGACAAUCGAAAUGCACUACAGCCCUUCAGCUUUGGUCCAAGAAAUUGUAUUGGUCGCAAUCUGGCAUAUGUUGAGAUGCGUUUGAUGCUCGCUAGAACGAUUGUCAACUUUGAUAUGGAGCUAGCCGAGCCCAAUGUUGAUUGGAUGGAUCAGAAGUCGUAUACUUUGUGGGAUAAACCCCCGCUGAUGCUUAAACUUACUCCAAGUGACGUGGGUAAAUUGGAGGAGGCUUGA